AUGAAUUCGAGAGGGCCUGGUGAUAGAGUGCAGGCGGUAUCGUUAGUGGGUGAGUGUGAGAAGGAUGAGAGAGAUGAAGAGAAGGUGAUGAGUGAUCCGAGUCUAGAGAAGGUGAUAGGACUCAAGUGUGGGGAUCCACCGGAUAGGAGAGUAGAGGAAUUAGAGGAGAGAAUCGUGCGUUUAGAAUCUAAGAUAGAGACACUGAGCAAGGCUCAGAGUGGAGAUGGAGUUCGAUAUGAAGAGUAUAGAUUCAAACCGCCAGGUGAGGAGUUGAGAGGUUGUAAGAGAGAUGAGAGUGUUUGGGUUGAUUCGGGCAACAAACCCCCCUGUCGACCCUCUCCAUUCUCACUUUCCCCGUGUUCUCACCCUAACAUCCAUAUCUCCCUUUACCCCACUGCCAUAACCCCCCUCAUCCCUUUACCUCACUGCCGAUCACCCUCCUCCCUUUACCACACCGCCGGUCACCUCUCCUUCUUCCUUACCCACCAACCACCGUCACCCCUCUUAACACCUCCCCUUAAAACCGCCACCCUCCUCCCUUUACCUCACCGCCGACCACCUCCUCGCCGCCGCACACCCGCCGCCGGUCACCUCACCUCGUUAACCCUCUCCCUCACCUCUAGCCGCCGCUCACUUCGCCACCUUCCCCUCCUCCACAUCCGCCGUACACCGACGACCACCCCCUCCCCAUUCUUCGCCGGUAAACGCCUCCUGCCGCUCACCAUCCCCCACACCCUUCCCACCUACCCGCACCGACCACCUAACCCAGCUUUAUCACCGCCGCCGACCACCUACAUCACCCCCUCCGCCGUAAACCCUUCCUCACCACUCGCCGGCCACCCCACUUCCUCCACUACCGCCGACCACCUCCUAAACCCACACUUACAGCCGGAUUCAAUUUGGGGAUCAAACUUUAAUCGAACAAUUUUCUUUGAUCUUCUUGCUCGCGCGAUUCUCAGAAUGCCAGGUGCAGGAACUUCGAGUCGGGCCAACAAGAAACAAGGCUGAGACACUCGCUCAGGAAAGGGCCCAGUGGGACACAGGCGGGUGAUGAGGUGUUGGGUGAUGCGGAGUAGAGCGAGGAUGCAGCGAGGAUGACAACUUAUAUCUUUUAUUUAUUUUUUUAUCUUUAUGCUGUUUUUAAUCCUCGUCUAUUGGUUUGUACUUAAAUACAUUAAACAGGUUGGAUGGGUUUUGGGGUUGGUUGAAACACUUGUGGAUAGUUGUUGAACGUGAUAUUAUAUAUUAUCUUUUGCUAGUGUUUGCGUGA
Molecule: messenger RNA, 1270 nt
Organism: Helianthus annuus (common sunflower)
Lineage: Eukaryota; Viridiplantae; Streptophyta; Magnoliopsida; Asterales; Asteraceae
Product: proline-rich extensin-like protein EPR1
Exons: 3
Coding region: 1-1008 (335 amino acids)
Source: RefSeq, a predicted model, not a curated record